This is a messenger RNA of Aphis gossypii (cotton aphid), 3654 nucleotides long. Its product is annotated as SCY1-like protein 2. Gene Ontology annotation, molecular function: protein kinase activity; ATP binding. Gene Ontology annotation, biological process: protein phosphorylation. Lineage: Eukaryota; Metazoa; Arthropoda; Insecta; Hemiptera; Aphididae. The coding region runs from base 75 to 2480 and encodes 801 amino acids. The transcript is spliced from 12 exons. The record is from RefSeq and is a predicted model, not a curated record.
AGAUGCAUAAACCAACCUAUUAGAACUGAAGUUUAAAUUAUUUUUUUUUAAAUUCGGGUUUUCACAUCAUAAUCAUGGAUGUACUCAAUAAAUUUCGAUCUACUGUUACAAGUACUAUGUCACAACUAUCUACAGUAUUACCUGGCAAUCCAGUUACAAGGGAGUAUGAAGCCACUAAACAUAUUGCAAGUGCUGGUGUUGGAUUGCUUUGGAAAAUAUACAGUGGUUAUAAGAAAUCAACACAGCAAUCUGCAUCUAUUUUUGUAUUAGAAAAGAGACAAUUAGAUAAAUGGUCAAAAACAGAGCGAGAACACAUAAUAGAAGUUGUCAAAAAAGGUGUAGCCCAACUAGCCAGGCUCAAACAUCCUCAAAUAUUAACUGUUCAACAUACUUUAGAAGAAUCUAGAGAAAGUUUAGCAUUUGCUACAGAACCUGUAUUUUGUAGUCUAGCUAAUGUCCUUGGUAAGCUGGAAAAUACACCACAACCAUUGUCUAAAAGUCUGCAAGAUUACAAUUUAUUUGAUAUUGAUAUCAAAUAUGGCUUAAUGCAACUUGGUCAAGGUCUAGCAUUUUUACAUAAUGAUGCUAAGCUACUCCAUCACAAUCUGUGCCCAGAAAAUGUUGUAAUUAAUGAACAAGGAGCAUGGAAAAUAUUUGGAUUUGAUUUUUGUUCUCAAAGUAUCAAUCCAGUAGAUCCAAAUCCUACAUGGCCUAGCUGGGAGUAUAAGGUAGAUGUGCAUCCCUGGGCACAACCAACUUUAGAUUAUUUAGCGCCUGAAUCAGGUUGUGAUCACAUUCAAAUUAAAGCCAAUGACAUGUAUUCUUUAGGAGUAUUAAUUUUUGCUAUCUAUAAUAAAGGAAAUGCACCAUUACAGUCAAAUCAUGAGUGGUCUACUUAUAAACGCAACUUACAAGAAAUGAAAUAUAAUACACCAAAAAUAUCAAUUGUUGAUGCUGCUCUCCGAGAUCCAGUGAAAUUAUUAUUAAGUUUUAGACCUGAAGACAGACCUGAUGAACAUGAAUUUUUAAAAAUAGAAUAUUUUAAUGAUGUUGGUGUUAAAACUUUAAAUUAUUUGGAUUCACUUUUUCAAUGGGAUAAUUUACAAAAAUCCCAAUUUUACAAAGGUUUACCUCAAAUAAUGGAAAAAUUACCUCACAGAAUUUGUUUAAAAAGGAUUCUUCCAUGUCUUGUAAAGGAUUGUGUUAAUCCUGUUAUGAUACCCUUUGUUUUACCAAAUAUUUUUUAUGUCUGUGAAAACUGUACUAAAGAUGAGUUUGUUCACCAUAUUUUACCAUGCUUAAAACCUAUAAUGAAAGUACAUGAACCAGUUCAAGUUCCUUUCAUAUUCCUUCAAAAAAUGGAAUUAUUAUUAAAAUUAGCACCACUAGAGGAUCUCAAAUCUGAUAUUUUACCAAUGUUAUAUAAAACAUUGGAAUUGGAUUCAAAACCAGUUCAAGAAACUUGUCUAUCAGUGAUUCCAUCAUUAGCUACUCUCGUAGAAGGCCCUUCCAUGAAAAAUGCCUUAUUACCUAGGAUUAAAAGAUUAUGUUUGUCAACUUCUGAUCUUUCAGUUCGUGUAAAAUGUCUUGUUUGCAUUGGUAAAUUAAUUGAAUAUUUGGAUAGAUGGCUAGUACUUGAUGAUAUUAUUCCAUUUUUACCUCAAAUACCUUCCAAAGAUCCAGCUGUGAUUAUGGGCAUCUUGGGUGUAUAUAGGAUUAUACUUUCCCAUAAAAAAAUGUACAUUACAAAAGAAACUAUGGCUCUCAGUAUUUUACCUUUUUUAAUACCCAUGUGUAUUGAGAAUACACUAACACUAAAUCAAUUCAAUGUUUUAAUAUCAAUUGUGAAAGAAAUGAUUUCUAGUGUUGAAACUGAACAUCGAGCUAAAUUACAACAACUAAAUGAACAGCAUAGAUCAAUUUCAAAUAGUUUAACUUUAGAAAAUGGAACAACUACAAAGUCAAAUGGUUUAACAAAUGAAUUUCAAUUUGAAAGUUUUGUUGAAAAACCUUCAAUGCAAUUAUCUGGUUCCAAUGAAAUAACUCAAAUAACAAAUAGUCUGUCUUUCAACUAUGAAAAAUCAAAGACAAAGCAAUCUCAAGAUUUACCAUUCCGUACGUUUCAACAAGAUUUUACCCUUACUCCAAGUGUAGAAAAAAGCAACAAGAAUAAUCCAGUACCCAAGGAUCUCACAUCGUCUUUGAUUGAUUCAAAUAUUAAUCAAAUAAGUUGGUCAAAUCAGAUAAAACCUACCUCAAGUUCAUUAUCUCAGUCAAAAUCAAUGGGAUUUGAAAACAAAUCAAUGAAUCUUCAAAGCAGACUUUCAGGAUUUGAAAAUAAUUCAGUUAAUCCACAAAUGAAACCAAUGUCCCUUCAUAAUUCUGCAAAUAACUGGAAUGAUUUAUGGAUUAAACAAGAAGAAACUCGGUCACAAGUUAAACAAUUGUCUUUAUCUGAUAUAAAUGAUUUAUUGAACUGAAAAAUUACUUAAUCCACUUUAAAGUAAUUACUACAUAAUUUACUUAUUAACUUCAUUCAAGUAUUUUAUAUUUUAAACUUUAGUCAUUAUAUUUAUUUUUGGGAAUGAAUUCAUUAAUUCCUUAAUUUUUAAUUUUAUUGUUGUUUAUUUUUAAACCAGAUUACAUUUCCAUCAAAUUUUAAUAUCCUAUUUAUCAAUUCAAAAUAAUAUAAUUUAUUAGAAUUAAUAACUAAUAUUUAUUUAGUUGCGUGCAUUUAAAACCAAAAUUUAGAAUAUGAAUACUUAAAAUGUAUAAUAGUAUUAUUUUAAAUUAAAACAAAAUAUUAGAAAGAAUAGAUUAAUUCAAAUUAUUAGUAUUAUUGAGUCAUUAAAAGAAUUGUGUUAUUAUACAAUAUUGUGAAAUAGAUAACAUAUAUAUUGGAUAGGUAAUUUAUUAUUUAUUUUUCUUUCGCUUAUAUUGUUAUAUGUAUAAUAUAUUAAAUAAUUUUUACAAAAUAAACAUGUAUUAAUCAUGACUGACAUUUAUACACAUUUGUCAUUUGAUUGUAAUACUAUGCCAAAGUUACUUCAGUUUGCGGAUUCUUCAUCCUGGGAAACAUCUUCUCUUUAUAAUAGAUAUCAUAUUCACUUAUGUUUUGAUAUAUAUGUAAAAUUAAAGAAAUUUUAAUUUUAUAAUAAGUACCUAUGAAAAUUUUAACUCUGAAAUGUUAAAAAUGUUUUUAAGUUUUAUUCAACAUCAUUAAGAUUUUGACAUAAAAAUACUAUAUAUGUAUAAUGUAUAUAUUAUAAUAUUAUAAUUAUGUUAUAUUAAAUAUGUAUAUAUCUCAUCUAACAUCUAAGACCAACAUUUAAAAAAAAUACAUUUUCAUAUUUUUAUCCUUCAAAUAGGAUGGAUAUUAAUCAAUAAUCACAAAUAUAAAACAUUUGUUCUAUAUUUGUAGUACUAACUAAAUUAUUUUCUUAAAUCUUAAUUUUUUUUAUAAUUUUUAUAUACAUAAUAUAAAUUAAUAUAAUUUGUAUUUAGACUAGUAAUCAGAUUCUAUUACAUGUGUUGAACAGUAGGCGUAAUUGAUAACAUUAUAUACAAUAAUGACAAAAUGUACAUAGUGAAGAGACCUCUCACUUUCCAGUGGAAGUAACUUUGACAUGAAAUACAUACUAUAUUUAUAUUGAA